Molecule: messenger RNA, 1415 nt
Organism: Canis lupus familiaris (dog)
Lineage: Eukaryota; Metazoa; Chordata; Mammalia; Carnivora; Canidae
Gene: TIMMDC1
Product: translocase of inner mitochondrial membrane domain containing 1
Exons: 7
Coding region: 242-1081 (279 amino acids)
Cellular component (GO): mitochondrion
Source: RefSeq, a predicted model, not a curated record
CGGCGGGGACGGGACUUCCGGUCUCGUGUAUCCAAGGUCCCCCAAAGUGAAGGCCGGUUGGGAGGACGGAGAUGUGAGGAGCUGAGGCGGCUGGUCGGGCAGCCGGGAGGCUGGGGUCGUAGCGCGCGGGGGCUGGGCCCCUCCUUGCCGCAGUUGUCCUGUGUCCUACCCCGGCGUCUCCGGGAGGCCUGGGAGCCCUGAGAACCCAGGCGUGUGUCUGUCCUGAGGUUCCGAGAGGGCCAUGGCGGUGCGGCCGCGGGCGCCACACGGCUUCCUCUGCGGGCGGCUGAGUCCUUUCCCCCGGGUCUUCGCUGCUGGAGCUGUGGCCGCCGAGUCGGGGGCCCUCGCGGGGGACCAGGAGCUGCCCGACUACGCGGAAUCCGGAUGGGACCGCCUCCGGGACCUGUUUGUCAAAGAUGAACAACAGAGAACUUCAAAGGAACUUGAGAAUAUUUAUAAGGCAGCAGUUUCAGCAGGCAUCAUCGGCUGGGCAUAUGGCGGCAUACCAGCUUUUAUUCAUGCUAAACAGCGCUAUGUUGAACAGAGCCAAGCAGAAGUUUAUCAUAACCGAUUUGAUGCUGUGCAAUCUGCACAUCGUGCUGCCACACGAGGCUUCAUCCGGUACGGCUGGCGCUGGAGUUGGAGAACUACAGUGUUUGUGACUAUAUUCAACACAGUCAACACUGGUCUAAAUGUGUACCGAAAUAAAAAUGCUCUAAGCCAUUUUGUCAUUGCAGGAGCUGUCACAGGAGGUCUUUUUAGAAUAAACUUAGGCCUGCAUGGUCUGGUGGCUGGUGGCAUAAUUGGAGCCUUGCUAGGCGCUCCUGUAGGAAGUCUUUUGAUGGCAUUUCAGAAGUUCUAUGGGGAGACUGUCCAAGAGAGAACACAGAAGGAUCGCAAAGCACUCCAUGAGCUAAAACUGGAAGAAAGUAAAGCCAGACUACAAUUUACUCAGCUCCUACCUGAAGAAAUUGAAAGUAGCUUACAGAAAAAUCAAUCCAAAGAUGAUGUUAAGAAAAUCGAAGCACUGCUAAAUCUUCCUAGAAACCCUUCAUCAACACAUAAACAAGACAAAGACUAAAAAUAUUCUGAACUUAAAAUUCAUUGGUGAAUCAAAGGGAUCUAUGUCAUUGUAUGCCAAUAGUAGGCUUCUCCUUGGUCAGCCUGGUGACAAAUGUAAGUGCAGGCACCUCUAGUGGCAAUGGCCCCUUACCUUUUUUUUAACCAAGAAUUGGGCUAUUGUAUGGUCACUUUACUCAUCCUUAAGUUUAAAUACACACUUAUGUCUUUUCUGAUUGAUCUAUAUAUUUGAAAUUAUAUCUGUACUGAUCAAUCAAUACAAUACAAUACAUAAUUCUUUUCCCUGGAUUUUACUACAGAAAAUUUAAAAUUUCCCAAGAUUGGAGUUGACUUCU